This is a messenger RNA of Rhipicephalus microplus (southern cattle tick), 1420 nucleotides long. It is a transcript of the gene Noa36, whose product is annotated as zinc finger protein 330 homolog Noa36. The record is from RefSeq and is a predicted model, not a curated record. Gene Ontology annotation, cellular component: nucleus. Gene Ontology annotation, molecular function: zinc ion binding. NCBI's taxonomy places the organism in Eukaryota, Metazoa, Arthropoda, Arachnida, Ixodida, Ixodidae.
AUCAGCAAUCAACAAGUACGGCCGGUGUAGCCGAUAAACAUUUCACAAUUUCAUACCACACCGUUAUCAGCCGCGCAUGUAGUUAGCAAUAGUACAAGAUACAAAAGCGAUAGGUCGGUGAUAAGAGAAAUAGUCGCAAGCUUGCUUCGAAUUGUGUCGCUCAAAAAAUUCGAGUUCCUUUGAUCUCCGUGCGUAGCCAGCCGCACCUUUCAGAAAACAGGUAGGGUAACGCACCACUGCCUGUUUGUAGUUGAAAUCCAGACCAUGCCGAAGAAGAAAACUGGUCAGAGGAAGAAGGCGGAGAAGCAAAAGCUUCGCCAGAAAGCCAUUCGCGGAAAUGCGGCCAGGGUUAACCUUGGUGACCAUCCGUGCAACGCCGUCAUGGAGUGUGACAAGUGCUCCAGGAAGCAAAAGAACCGGGCCUUUUGCUACUUUUGUUCCGCUGUUCAACGACUUCCAGUAUGCGCAAAGUGUGGAAAAAUGAAAUGCAUGAUGAAGACUGGCGACUGUGUUGUGAAGCAUUCAGGCCAAUUCACAACUGGACUCGGCAUGGUUGGUGCCAUCUGUGACUUCUGUGAAGCAUGGGUUUGCCAUGGCCGGCAGUGCCUGACCACACAUGCCUGCACUUGUCCACUUCAAGAUGCCACGUGUAUUGAAUGUGAGCGGUAUGUGUGGGAGCAUGGAGGCCGCAUUUUCAAGUGCUCCUUCUGCGAUAGCUUCCUUUGCGAGGAUGAUCAGUUUGAGCACCAAGCUAGUUGCCAAAUCUUGGAAGCCGAGACACUCAAAUGUGUCUCUUGCAAUCGUCUUGGUCACCAUUCUUGUUUACGAUGCAAGGCUUGCUACUGUGAUGACCACGUGAGGCGCAAGGGAUUCAAGUAUGAACGAAACCAGCCCAUGCCUUGCCCGAAAUGUGGUUUUGAGACGCAACAAACAAAAGACCUCAGCAUGUCAACUCGCCAUCAUAACUACGGAAGGCAGCAGAUGCGUGAUGAUGACGAUGACGAUUAUGGUUCCAGCAGUGGCUACGGAGGAGGUGGCUAUGGAUAUUAUGGUGCAGGUGGUGGAGCAGGCGACAUGGACGAAAAUGAAGAUGAUGAAGAGGAGGAGGACGAUGAUGAAGAAGAUGAUGAUGAUGAUGAAGAUGAUGACUCUAAUGAAGAGAGUGAAGAAGAAAAUGAAAAAGAGGAUGAAAAGGAAGGUGAAAAGAAAGACACCACAGAGUCUAAGGAAUAAAAUUUUUCUUGCACAAUGCAACAGGAAUCCAUCGGUCAAAACAGAGCUUAAUAACACAAAGAGACAUAGAUAUUAUAGUAGUUAAACUUCUGAAGACCUAAAUUAAGAACAGUUACUUUAUGCACAUAAACAGGAUUUAUGUUAUACACAGUAAUAGGAUUUUGCAAAUAAAGUGUUCAUUCAGGGC